This is a messenger RNA of Anastrepha ludens (Mexican fruit fly), 1157 nucleotides long. Its product is annotated as gustatory receptor 5a for trehalose-like. Bases 16 to 1131 code for a protein of 371 amino acids. Lineage: Eukaryota; Metazoa; Arthropoda; Insecta; Diptera; Tephritidae. The transcript is spliced from 6 exons. Gene Ontology annotation, cellular component: membrane. Gene Ontology annotation, molecular function: sweet taste receptor activity. Gene Ontology annotation, biological process: detection of chemical stimulus involved in sensory perception of taste; sensory perception of sweet taste. The record is from RefSeq and is a predicted model, not a curated record.
CAGUGCUUCUGCCUAAUGCCGGUGCGCGGCAUUCUAGCUGACACGCCGAGAGGAUUAUCCUUCCGCUGGAAGAGCUUUCGUACUUGGUAUUGCCUGUUGUAUAUGUUGGUAACCAUCGCAGAUACCGGGUUGACCUUAAAUAUGAUUGUAAAAGGUGUACUGGAUGUGCGGAACAUCGAGCCCUUAAUAUUUCAUGCAAAUAUAUUUGUGGCUUCAAUUGGCUUUCUCCGCUUAGCCGCCAAAUGGCCGCACUUAAUGCGUAAGUGGCAGCGUGUGGAGCAACAACUGCCACCCCAUCAGACCUGGCGCAAGCGUGAGGCAUUAUCGGUACGCGUCCAUAAGGUGACUUUUGUACUGAUUGCACUGUCGCUUACUGAACAUCUCUUAAGUACCAUUUCAGCUAUUCACUUUGCCAAUUAUUGUCCUUCACGUGGCGAUCCUAUCGAAUCGUAUUUCAUGUUGGUUCUUCCACAAAUAUUUUUCGUUUUCACGUAUUCAACUUGGCUGGCGUGGUUGGGGAAAAUUUUAAAUGUUCUCAUGACUUUCGGCUGGAGUUAUAUGGAUGUGUUCCUGAUGAUUAUAGGCAUCGGGCUAUCGUCUUUGUUCGGACAGGUGCAACGGAGUUUGUAUCUUGUAAAAGGGCAGAUAAUGCCUGAAUCCUAUUGGACACGAACACGUCUGCAAUAUCGUCUAAUUUGUGAUCUAAUCGAGCAAGUCGAUGCUGCUGUAUCCGGCAUAAUUAUGCUUUCGUUUGCGAAUAAUCUUUAUUUUGUGUGCAUACAACUGCUCAAGAGCAUGAACACAAUGCCAUCUACUGCCCAUUUGGUCUACUUUUAUGUCUCACUAUGUUUUCUUUUGGGACGCACUUUGGCCGUCUCACUGUAUCUCUCCGAAGUUAAUGAUCGUUCGCGUGAACCACUAGCAAUUAUCAAACAAGUGCCCAAAGAAGGUUACUGCGCUGAAGUCGAUCGCCUUGCGCAUGAGAUAUCCAUGGAUAAGGUGGCACUGACUGGGCUGCAGUACUUCAAUAUUACACGUGGGCUUAUGUUGACUGUCGCUGGCACAAUCGUAACCUAUGAACUGGUGCUUAUACAAUUUCACGAAGACCAAAAUUUAUGGAACUGCAAUUAACUUUUGACUUGGUAUAUUUUAUAUAA